Molecule: messenger RNA, 2768 nt
Organism: Salvelinus namaycush (lake trout)
Lineage: Eukaryota; Metazoa; Chordata; Actinopteri; Salmoniformes; Salmonidae
Product: inner centromere protein-like
Exons: 15
Coding region: 4-2553 (849 amino acids)
Biological process (GO): positive regulation of protein serine/threonine kinase activity; metaphase chromosome alignment; meiotic spindle midzone assembly
Cellular component (GO): kinetochore; meiotic spindle midzone; nucleus
Molecular function (GO): protein serine/threonine kinase activator activity
Source: RefSeq, a predicted model, not a curated record
GCUAUGAGCUCUGUACUGACCUCAACACGCACCCUGAUGCAGAUGUUCGAUGUGAACAUACAAGCGUUUGCCAAUGAAAUUGAAAAUGACCACAUGGUGUGGCUGUUUGAGAUCCAGCACGAAGCCAACCGCAUAUUCUCAAGUGACUUCAGUGCGGAACCGGAAUUGAUGCCAAAGACUCCAUCACAGAAGAAAAGCAACCGUAGGAAACGUCUAUCUGUGGGUCAGAAUGAAAAUCGCAACAGGAGACGCUUCUCCAAGGGCAAGCGCAGUAACCUGCGUCGCUCUUCCGUGUCCACCACCCUGAACCUGAUAGCAGAGGAUGAAGGAGGAUCCCCAGUCACAAGGGAAGAGCUGGUCGAACCCUCACGCGCUCGCAGAACCAAACAGACCACCCAGCCUGAGGUGGCAUCACCUGUACGCAGCACCUGCAAAGGAGCUGCUCAGACCUCCUCCUUCCAGCUGGGGGAGGCACAGCAGCAGGUGUCCAGCUCCAUCAGCCAGAUCCAGGAGGAGAAUAUGCAGGAGGAGGCUGAGAGUAAUAGGGGGGAGUCCAGCUCAGACUCCAGCCAGCCCCUGUGUUUCACACCCUCUCGCUCCCGUCAGACCCAAAGCCACAUAACUGAAGCCGUAGUUAAGAUCUCAGCCGCCGAGCGGCAGUCUGCAGAGCUCCAGAUGAACCCCAGCGCGGAGCGUUCUCCAGGCCGCGCCGCCAUUAAGAUGGUCAUCGCUGCUGCCACGCACUUGGACGCCAGGCGGCGCUCCGUGAGACACUCCCUGACUGUGCGGCUCUCCCUGGCAGGGCUGAGAAACAGCAUGACCCAGGAGUCUGUCCGCAGAGCCUCCAGGAGAUCCUUCCUGAAGAAGAAGAAGGCUCGGCUGGGCAGCUCCACCUGCAGCAGUAACGUCAGCGGGCUUGAAGAUGUGGAAGUUGACGGUGAUGAGGAGGUCAAGGUGCAGACAGAUGGGGUGUUGUCAGAGGAGCCAACGGAGACAGGAUGUCUUGGUCCUGAGACUUCUCCUGAGUUUAACACGGUGUCGAACCACCCAGGGGCUGUUAGUGUUGAGGUUCGUUGUUUCACCCGCUCCAUGGCCCAGGCACCUCCCACCAUGCCAACACCAGCCUCGAUCAUCAACAAGGCCAAGACUGGCACACCAGACUCUGGAUCAGAUGGCAGUGGUAAGAAGCCACCAUCAAGUCUGGGUCCUCGCCUCCGUGCCAAGCGCAGAGUAGCAGCAGAAGCUAGAGAGGACUUCCAGACCCCCGGGAAGUGGCCUUCACUCCUCAAGAAGAGCCAGAGUGUGAGGCCCAACGUGAGGUCGUUCCUCCACACGGUCCAGAAGAACCAGAUGCGGAUGAUGACCCCCAGCUCUCUGGGUCGCAGCACGGUCAUAAAGUCCUUCAUCAAACACACCACGCCGGGCAGUGUCGACCUCAAGGAAAGAGAGCGCCUGAAACUGGAAGCACUAAAGAAGAAGCAGGAGCAAGAAGAGGAGAGGAGGAAGAAGAUGGAGGAAGAGAAGAGGAGGAAACAGGAAGAGAUGAAGAAGAAGAGGGAUGAACGGCUACGGAGGGUAGUGGAGGCCCGGGUGAAGGAAGAACAGAAAGAGAAGAAGAUUCUCCAGAUUGAGAAACACGACACCCUGCGAGUGGAGCGUGUGGCAGAGGAGAAAGCCAGGAAGAAGGUGGCCACCAAACGCCAGGACGAGCUGGAACUGAGGAGGAAGAAGAUUCAACAAGCUGAGGAGGAGGAGGAGAAGCGUCAGCAGGAGCUGCAGGCUAAGAGGAGAGCAGAAGAGGAGCAGGAGAGGACUCGCAAGAUGGCUGAGGCCCGACUAGCGAUAGAGAAGGAACAGGAGAGGACUCGCAAGAUGGCUGAGGCCCGACUAGCGAUGGAGCUGGAGAAGGAUCAGGAGAGAGCGAGACGAGAUGCUGCUGAAAUGGAGCGAGUGAAGAGGGAACAGGCCUUUGCUCUUCAGAGAGAAGUGGAGAGAGCUGCCAGAGAGAAAGAGAGGAACGAGUUGGGUGAGAAGAGGGAGCUGGAGAGGAGGAGGGAGGAGCAGCAGAGGCAAGCUGAGGAGGAGAGACAUAGAGAAGCAGACAGACAGACAGAAACAGAGGCUGCCACCACUGCUGCCAAGAGUCACCUGACUGCUGAAGUUCAGACGCCCGUAGGGAAGGGAGGAGUAAUCAACGUCACUGUAGAUAUCGAGCGGUCUCCCCAGUCGUAUGAGAUCACUCCUAAGGGGGGCAACAAGCCCAUUAUUCUCAACACCAACCCUGAGGACUAUGGGAUGGACCAGAACAGUGAGGACUCUACUGAUGAUGAGUCGGCACCAAGGAAACACAUCCCCAAAUGGGCCAAGGGCGACCAGCUGAAACAGACCAUGAAGAAGCAAUAUUUCAACCCAACGGACGUGGACUGUCACUAUGGAGAGAUUGAACCCCCAAUGUUGGACCGCAUCUUCUACAAGAACAAACCUCGCUACCUCAAACGUACCAGUUCUGGUAUCUGGCACUCUCCUCCUAAAAUGGAGGCUCUGCCCAUUUAAACACUGGGUACUGGGACAAAAUGGGUUUUAUAUUGUAUUUUUGUUACGUUUGUUCUUUUGCAUGUAUUAUAUUAUAGAAUCGUCUGGCUGACGGACACCUGAAGUGACUUCAGAUAAGUGCAAGGAAUGUAGCAAAGAAUUUUUAAAAUAUAUUUUUUUAAAUAAAUGUUGAUUUACAUUUCAAAAAUUCUCUUGAAUAAAAUGAGUAGAACAUG